UUCUGUAGGGUUUAGGGUUUUGAGAACUUACGCCCGCCCUUUUUUUUCCAUUAUAGGGAGCUCAACAGAUGCUCGAUUACUGCAUUUCUUGGGUUUCCAUUCUUGAAAUUCCAAGGUCUUCAGUAGAACAGGUACAGAACACAGGAGACAAUCAUACCGGCCCUCUUGUUUCGUAGAAGUUAUAGGUUUCUUUGGAGAAAUACAGGCUAUAAUCAGUUGUUUCAAGAAAAACACAGGCUAUAAUCAGUCAUGGAUUGCAACAACCUGAAAAAUUAAGGUUUUUACUGCACCAGCCAUGAAUUACAGGUUCCAGAACUUGCUUGGAGCUCCUUAUAGAGGAGGAAACAUAGUGUUCUCAGAUACAACCCUUAUAUCCUCUAUUGGAAACCGCAUUUCUGUAACUGAAGUUUCAGAGUCUAAGUCCUCUGCUCUCCCCUUCUAUUCUCCGACCAAUAUCUCUCGCCUUGCGUGUUCUCCUGAUUCAUCAUUCAUAAUUUCCAUUGAUUCUUUGAACCACUGUGUUUUCGCAAACCUUCGCCUUCGAGUUCCUCUUCAUCAUCUCAAUUUCAAGGAGGCUGUGCAUGCUGUGAAAUUCAGCCCGGAUGGAGUUCUGAUUGCCUUUGGGGUUGGUAAGCUUGUUCAGGUAUGGAAAUCACCUGGUUUUAAGAAGGAGUUUUCGGCUUUUCAAUUGGUCAAGACCUUUGCCGGUUUUGAUGGGGCUGUUAGGGCUUUAGAUUGGAGUCCUGAUUCGCAGUGGUUGCUCGCUGGUUCGAAAGACUUGACUGCUAGGCUCUUUUGCUUGAAGAAAUUGAAGAGGCUUAAGCCGUUUGUGGGUCAUCGCGAUGUUAUCACUGGGGUCUUUUUUCAUAAAAAUGGUGACCAGGUUAAUGGGGUUUAUACGGUUUCUAAAGAUGGGGCGCUUUUUAGCUGGGAUAUUGAAUUCGAGGUGGAAAACAAUGGAGUUGAGUUCUCAAAGGCAAAAGACGAGGAAUUAUCAGACCCUCCAUCUCCAGGAACUCCUGAAAUAAAAGGGUCUUCUGAUGUGCAAAAAACGAAGAUAGUGGAUAGGCUUUCUGAUGAAGAGGGAUAUCUGGGGAAGAGAAACAGAGCAGGAGAAUUUCAGGAAAUUGAGACCCAAGAGAGCAAAAUUGGUCAACAGGAAAAGCAGAAUUCGUUUGAUGAUAAUAUUCGGUGUCCUUUGCAUAAGGGGACAUGGGUACUUAGAAAGAAGUAUUUCUUUAUGCAACCACAUGCAAAGUUAACAGCUUGUGAUUAUCACGCAGGGCUUGACAUAAUGGUGGUUGGGUUUUCUUCUGGCGUUUUUGAGCUCUAUCAGAUGCCAGAUAUCACCCUCAUUCACUCGUUUUCAAUCUCUAGGGAGAAGAUCACAACUGCCUCAUUUAAUAAGCAUGGGAAUUGGCUGGCUUUAGGGUGUGCAAGGCUUGGGCAGCUUCUUGUGUGGGAAUGGAGGUCUGAAACCUAUGUUUUCAAGCAGCAGGGGCAUUACUUUGAUGUGAACUGCAUGGCUUAUUCUCCUGAUUCUCAGAUUCUGGCUACUGGAGCAGAUGAUAAAAAAAUCAAGUUGUGGAACGUUUCUUCAGGGUUUUGUUUUGUGACGUUAUCUGAGAAUGGGAAAGAGAAUGGUCACACUAAUGCAGUUACUGCUCUCCAUUUUACGCCCAAUAACCGUUGUCUCCUUAGUGCAUCCCUUGAUGGUACAGUUCGUGCUUGGGAUUUAAUUCGUUACAGGAAUUUCAGGACAUUUACCACUCCUUAUGAUAGGCAAUUUGUGUCAUUAACCUCGGAUCCGAGUGGUGAAGUUAUUUGUGCCGGAUCCCUUGAUUCAUUUGAGAUAUUUGUUUGGCGAAUGAAGGACAGCCGCUUGCUGGAUACUCUUAGUGGCCACGAGGGUCCUGUCCAUGGGUUGACGUUUUCUCCCAUAAAUGCAGUUCUAGCUUCCUCUUCGUGGGACAAAACUGUUCGUCUGUGGGAUGUUUUUGAUGGAAAAGGUGCUGUAGAGACGUUCCCACAUACACAUGAUGUUCUUACUGUGGUCUAUCGCCCUGAUGGAAAACAGCUAGCAUGCAGCACAUUAGAUGGUCAGAUACACUUUUGGGAUCCUGUUGAAGGCUUAUUGAUGUAUACUAUUGAGGGACGCAGGGACAUUGCUGGUGGACGACUCAUGAGUGAUCGAAGAUCUGCAGAAAAAUCGACUUCAGGGAAAUGUUUUACAAGCUUAUGCUACUCUGUUGAUGGAAGUUACAUCUUAGCUGGGGGGAAUAGCAAGUAUAUUUGCAUGUAUGAUGUUGCAGAUCAGGUAUUAUUGCGUAGAUUUCAGACUUCUAGCAAUCGCUCCUUGGAUGGGGUUCUUGAUUUUUUGAACUCUAAAAGGAUGACAGAUGCUGGGCCCUUGGAUUUAAUUGAUGAUGUGGAUAGUGAUGUAGAGGAUGGCAUUGAUCAACAAAUAAAGGGUAAGUUGGGGUAUGAUUUACCCGGAGCUAUAGGCAACCAUGGGCGACCUGUGAUCCGUACAAAAUGCUUGAGGAUAGCUCCAACUGGAAGGUCAUGGGCAGCGGCUACAACAGAGGGAGUAUUAAUAUACUCGAUGGAUGAUUCCUUUCUCUUUGACCCAAAUGAUCUCGACAUAGAUGUCACUCCUGAGGCAGUUGAGACUGCUCUAAGUGAAGGCCAGCAUUUGAGGGCAUUAGUUCUUGGUCUGCGUUUGAAUGACGACAAAAUAAUCAAAAGAUGCAUUUUUGCUGUGAAGCCACCAGAUGUCUCAACUGUUGCUGCUUCUGUUCCUACGAGAUAUUUAAACAGGUUAAUGGAAACACUUGCUGAUCUUCUUGAUAAUGCUCCACAUUUGGAGUUUGUCCUUGUAUGGUGUCAGGAGCUUUGCAAAUCUCAUGGUCAUACUAUACAGCAAAACUACAGAAACUUACUUCCAUCUUUAAGAUCUUUACAAAAGUCAAUGACCAGGCUUCAUCAGGAUUUGGCAGAAACUUGUUCCUCAAAUGAGUAUUUACUUAGAUAUCUGUGCGCCAAUGGCACCAUGAAAUAAAAGAUCAAAUUAAUCAUGUGCUGCAUAUUCCUGCAAAGUUGGUUGUUGCGUUGCAUGUGUUUGAGGUGAAAGAGAUUUUGAUAACUGUAUUAGCACAAAACAGCUAUUCGAGAUAUCGUGGCUAUGACAAAAAUGUAUGGGGCCUGAAUGCCAUACAAUGAAUUAUUGCAUGCGCAUAUUCCUCGUGUGGUAUUCAAGUGUGGUUUAAAGUUUUGGGAGACCAGACUUUAGAAGAUAAGCGGUCAUCUUGUCAUGGAUGGCCUUAACAACUGACUGUAACUGGUGAGUUCCAUCAACAUAGAGUCUUUUCAAUGGGCCUGUUGUAUCUUUUUCUUUUGUAUCCUUUUCUUGUUAAUGCUUGAGGCCAAGUUUUGUUUGGGGUAUUUUGGUCAUUUUCUUCUAAAGAAAUAUUAUGAACGAAUGAUAUUUACUGUGACAUAAGUAUCAACCUUUU
Amborella trichopoda is the source of this 3515-nucleotide messenger RNA. It is a transcript of the gene PWP2, whose product is annotated as periodic tryptophan protein 2. Gene Ontology annotation, cellular component: small-subunit processome; Pwp2p-containing subcomplex of 90S preribosome. The record is from RefSeq and is a predicted model, not a curated record. NCBI's taxonomy places the organism in Eukaryota, Viridiplantae, Streptophyta, Magnoliopsida, Amborellales, Amborellaceae. Gene Ontology annotation, molecular function: protein binding. Gene Ontology annotation, biological process: ribosomal small subunit assembly; maturation of SSU-rRNA from tricistronic rRNA transcript (SSU-rRNA, 5.8S rRNA, LSU-rRNA).